Messenger RNA from Gadus morhua (Atlantic cod), 2008 nucleotides. RefSeq names its product matrix metalloproteinase-18-like. Lineage: Eukaryota; Metazoa; Chordata; Actinopteri; Gadiformes; Gadidae. The record is from RefSeq and is a predicted model, not a curated record. Gene Ontology annotation, molecular function: zinc ion binding; metalloendopeptidase activity. The transcript has 10 exons. Gene Ontology annotation, cellular component: extracellular matrix. Gene Ontology annotation, biological process: collagen catabolic process; extracellular matrix organization; proteolysis. Bases 134 to 1594 code for a protein of 486 amino acids.
ACACACAAACAGAGGCACAUAGACAUAAUUAACGGUGUGCUUCAGGGGUCUUCGCAGUACCUUAACGCACAGACACAGACCCAGCCGUACAUCCAGAGACGGAGACCUCCUUGUGGGGACGUGCCUUGAAGAGAUGGGGACACUCUGGCUGGGACUGCUGGUUCUCCUGGUGCCCAGCCAGCUCCACAGCCUUCCCCUGCUGACUACAGAGCGGCCUGGCCCACCUGCCCCAUCGCAGGACGAGGUGAUGUUUGCAAAGAGAUACUUAGAGAAGUUCUAUGGCUACGGGCCGUCCCAGUCGGACCGGCAGAGGAGGGGGGCAGUCAGCCCCGCCACGGCUGAUGACCGGCUCUGCGCGGCGGUGAAGCAGUUGCAGCGGUACUUCGGCCUUCCCGACAACGGCCGGCUGACGCCCGACACGUUGGCGCUCAUGCGGAAGCCUCGGUGUGGCUUGUCCGACGUGGAGCCCUUCCACAACACGUGGCGCUGGAAGAGGAGUACGCUGAGCUACAGAAUCUCUAGCUACGGCCCGACUGCCAGCGUCUCCGCUAAAGUCCACCGAGCCUUCCGGAGGGCGUGGAGGUUGUGGGCGGAGGUGACACCCGUCCGCGUCCGCAGGAGGAGCCGGAGGGAUGCUGACAUCGUCAUCUCCUUCCACCACGGAGACCAUCAGGAUGGCUCUCCGUUCGAUGGCAAGGGGGGAGCCUUGGCUCACGCCUUCCUGCCUGGUGAUGACCUCGGUGGGGAUGUUCACUUUGAUGAAGAGGAGGACUGGAGCUUCAACUCCACAGGCUUCAACCUCUUUGCGGUGGCAGUGCAUGAGUUUGGCCACGCCCUGGGCCUGCCUCACGCCAUGGACCCCGGGGCGGUGAUGUACCCGACGUACAGCUUCCUGCCGGACCUACGGCUGGCCCACCAUGAUGUCCAGGCGGCCCAGCGCAUGUACGGCAUCAAUCCGAAGUAUGCUUCCCUCUUCUACAAAAGGCCCCCUCCUCGGACACCUGACAAGUGUGACCCAAAUUUGUCGUUUGAUGCGGUCACAGAACUCCAGCAGGAGAUCGUGUUUUUCAAAGACAGAUUCAUGUGGCGUAAGUAUCCGACAUCUGAUGAGAUCGGGAUCAGUCUGAUCCGUGGCUUGUGGCCCGAUGCUGUACCACAUAACAUGGACGCCGCCUAUGAGAAUGUGGAGAUGAACCAACUCUUGUUUUUUAAAGGUAGUCAGUACUGGGUUAUCAGACAGUUAAAUCUGAUGGCAGGGUUCCCCAGCAACAUCUCAGACCUGGGCUUCCCUCCCAGAGUGCAGGCUGUAGACGCUGCCCUUCACUUCCGCUUCGCACACCUCACCGUCUUCUUCACUGGCACUGAGUGCUGGAGGUACGACGAGCAGCAGAAGACAAUGGAGGAGGGGUCCCCAGCGCCAAUAGACCAGCAAUGGCCGGGCGUUCCCUCUCACCUCGAUGCAGCUAUUUUUUAUAAGGGUUUCGUAUACUUCUUCAAAGGAGGUUUCCAGUACAAGUACGACCCUGAGGUGAAAUAUGUCAUCUCCAGAAGGCCGGCUGGUCAUAUGCUGGGAUGCAGUGGGGUCUCUGAGUGACACGCUGAUGAAGGGAGGCAUUGCUUGAUUGUUCAUCGCUCGUAAUGCCCUGAUGAUUAUUAUUUAGUUCAUUUAGUUUAGUUUAGUUUAUUUAUUUUGAUCACAUAUUACACAUCAUUGCAUACUCGCAUAAGUUAGAAACACAAAAAAUGUAUGCAUUGACAUUGCUUAAAAGUACUAACCGAAAUGUUUCACUUUUAUAUUUGUUACGCAUCUUCUUUUUCAGUAUUUUAUUUAAGUCUUUGUUUGUUACCGUGUUACACAUUUUUAUUUCUUCCUCUCAGGCAUUCCACAUGUUUACUCCUUCAUUUAAGUGUGUUUGAGUUUAUAUAUAAUGUAUUGUUCAAGAUAUUCUGCUCUGUUAAUGAUUCAAAUUGCCCUCUGUGGUAAAAUAAAAAUAGGGUUUGUAUGUUU